Messenger RNA from Anisakis simplex (herring worm), 297 nucleotides. NCBI's taxonomy places the organism in Eukaryota, Metazoa, Nematoda, Chromadorea, Rhabditida, Anisakidae. The record is from the annotation of a GenBank genome assembly.
AUGAAUAACAGUGAACAAGAAAUAGUCAAUGGAUGCGGUCAAGAAACCGUUAACGAUGUCAGUGAGGAUGUCCACUCGAAUGAUGUCGGCAUUCUCGAUCAACACAGUGCUCAAGUGACCGCAUCCGAUCCAGCAGAACAACAAGCCGAGUUGCUAACGUCUGUGAAAUCUGUGCAGCCGUCAUCUGUAAUUGAUCAGGCGACAGAUUCAGAUGCUCUUAUUGAAAACCAAACCGCUGCUACCUUAUCAGAUAUGCAGCUUACGGAUUCACAAAACCCUGAUGUAUGUUAUGAUUGA